UGGAAUUUGUCUUUUAAUUAAAACCCUCAGCCGCAAUGAAUUUUAACAAGAAUGUUGGACUCAUCAUCAAUAUUUUUAUCAUUAUGACACCUGCCAUGACAUAUGGGUAUGAAUUAACAGUCCUUCACACAAAUGAUGUUCACGCUAGAAUACAGGAGAUGAACGCUUUCGGUGGACAGUGUUCCUCUGGAAGUUCAAAUUGCUUUGGCGGAGUGGCCAGAAUAAAGACAAAAGUCGAGGAGCUCCGAAGGGGGCAUCGGAAUACUCUCCUGCUGGACGCUGGGGACCAGUACCAGGGGACCCUCUGGUUCUCUCAUUAUGGAGGAUACGUUACGCACACUAUGAUGAAUCUCAUCGGUUACGAUGCCAUGGCCUUGGGAAAUCACGAAUUUGACAACAAUAUUGCCGGUGUUCUACCAUUGCUCCAGAACGCAAACUUCACCAUUCUCAGCGCCAACAUCAAUUUAGAGACAGAAGCCCGGAUCAAACCUUAUGUAUCUAAAAGCUACAUCACAGAAGUGGGAGGGGAAAAGAUCGGGGUUAUAGGUUAUACAACAAAAGACACGCCCAUGAUAUCUCAGCCUGGAAGCCUGAAAUUUGAGGAUGAGGUGACCUCCAUCCGUGCCGAGGUCAAGAAGUUAGAAAGUCAGGGGGUCAAUAAAAUCAUCGCUCUGGGCCAUGCCGGAUUUUCUGUGGACACAAAAAUCGCUAACCAGGUAGAGGGCGUUGACGUCGUAGUUGGAGGACACACCAAUACAUUUCUAUACAAAGGCACAGCGCCAUCUGUUGAGAAGCCCGUGGGUGAAUAUCCUCACGUGAUUGAGAAAUCGAAUGGGGAGAGAACUCUGGUGGUUCAGGAUUAUGCAUUCGGAAAGUAUCUAGGUUUUUUGCAAGUCGAAUUCGAUAACAACGGAAAAGUGGUUUCUUUUGGCGGCAAUCCAAUCAUUUUGAACAACUCAGUGGCAAAGGACACAAAAGUGCAGAAAAUUGUAGAUGAUCUUUUCCUUGAAAUUGAGAACGCCACAAAGAAAGUGAUUGGUAGAUCACUGGUUAAGAUGGAGGGUAGUAGGGCGGUUUGCCGACUGAGAGAGUGUAACAUGGGAAAUUUGGUGGCUGAUUCCUUCGUGCACAUGAGUCUAAGAGAUGCUGACACUAUCAACUCUACUCGGGUAUUUAUAGCCCUUGUUAACUCCGGAUCCAUAAGGUCGUCGUUUGAAAGAGGAUCCAUAACUUUGGGAAAUGCAAUAGAAGUCCAGCCGUACAGAAAUACGAUGGACACCAUACAACUUCCGGGUCGGAACUUACGUCAGGCACUAGAGUACAGUGUGACGUCAUACGAUGAAGAGGACCCGGAUGGUGGAUUUUUACAAAUAUCAGGCAUAAGGGUGAAAUACAACCUACAGAAACCAGAAGGUCAAAGGGUUGUAGAUGUGAAAGUUCUGUGCUCGGAAUGUGAAGUUCCGGAAUUUGUUUCCUUAAAGGAUGAAAAACUGUACGACAUUGUUCUAUCCAACUUCCUGUUAAAUGGAGGUGACGGCUACACAAUGAUUAAAGACAACGCUAUACAGAAACACGUUGUGGGUAUUCUGGACACAGAUGUAUUUGCCGAAUACAUAAAGCUGAUGUCCCCUUUAACCACUGGUCUUGACGGGAGAAUUGAAAUGGUUGACGACAACGGAUGUGACGAUACUUCCGGCGGAAGCAGAUUUAUAUCAAACUCUUUUCUUUUAAUUGAAACUUUAAUUUUAGUCUGCGCAGUUGUAACAAUCUGAGAGAGAGAGAGAGAGAGAGAGAGAGAGAGAGAGAGAUCUUUGUUCCUGUUUAGUUCUACUGGUCAGACACCAGAAGAGCUUAUGCAUUAGUAAAGUGUGCGUCGU
This is a messenger RNA of Saccostrea echinata, 1877 nucleotides long. Its product is annotated as snake venom 5'-nucleotidase-like. Gene Ontology annotation, biological process: nucleotide catabolic process. The transcript has 9 exons. The record is from RefSeq and is a predicted model, not a curated record. Bases 36 to 1772 code for a protein of 578 amino acids. Gene Ontology annotation, molecular function: hydrolase activity, acting on ester bonds; metal ion binding; nucleotide binding. Lineage: Eukaryota; Metazoa; Mollusca; Bivalvia; Ostreida; Ostreidae.